CAAGAAGCACAAAUUGCGAAUCCUCAGCAAAAGUGGCCAUCGUCGUUGUGAAAGUAGAAGCAGUGGGUGAACGGAAACUGAGUUCUGGUUACAUUCCACAGUGACAGUGGCAAUUGUUGAUUUUCAUUUCACAUCCCUAUGUAGCCGAACUUCCUGAGAGAAGUAUUCUACUUCAAAAAACAACACUUAAAUAAUUAUCGAUGCUUGCCAGCGAUUCACAGGCGGUUUCUCCCACGCUGCAGGAAGUGUCGAAAGAAGAAAUAUUAAAAUCUGUCCAGCUUGUGAAAAGUGAAAAUUUAUCAUCACGCUCUGUAACGGUGGUGCCAAUCUAAGAGAAGAAUAGCGGGGAUAGCAAGGUAUCAUAUUGAGCGAUAAUGAUUCACAGCCAAAUAGAAGACGGCCACUAUCGGAUGCGGGAACAGAUUUUCAAUCCCAAUCAACGCCAGCAGCUGGAAGAUAAACGACGAAUUAAAGAGCAAUUGCAGCAGUUGCAAAAAGAUAAUGUAUCCCCAAGCCACAUGUACCGACGACAGGUGAAAAUUCAUGCCGAUGUUGACUUGCUAGAUGAGCAUGAUUCAUUCUAUCACACCACCAAAAGUUUACUGGUUCUGUUCCAGAUUAUGGGAGUUAUGCCAAUAAUGCGCAGUCCCAAGGGAGUUGACAUGCCUCGCACUACCUUCAUCUGGACUUCGAAGGCUUUCAUGUGGGCGUACUUCAUCUACGCCUGUGAAACGGUCCUGGUGGUACUAGUCGCAAAGGAGCGCAUCAACAAGUUUAUUUCGAACAGUGACAAGCGGUUCGAUGAGGUUAUCUAUAACAUCAUAUUUAUGAGCAUUCUGGUGCCGCAUUUUCUGCUACCGUUGGCAUCCUGGCGCAAUGGGUCAGAGGUAGCCAAGUUUAAAAACAUGUGGACGGAUUACCAGUACAAAUAUCUGGUUGUGACGGGCAAGCCGAUUGUCUUUCCAAAGCUAUAUCCGAUCACCUGGGCCCUGUGUGUCGUGUCAUGGUCAUUGAGUAUCGCGAUCAUACUGUCUCAAUACUACUUGCAAUCGGAUUUUCAGUUUAGUCACACCUUUGCCUACUAUCAUAUUAUUGCAAUGUUGAACGGAUUUUGCAGCUUGUGGUUUGUCAAUUGUACUGCUUUCGGCACGGCUAGCAGAGCAUUCGCAAACGAACUAUCCAAUGUGCUUGCAACGGAACAUCCAGCGGAUAAGUUGACCGAGUACCGGCACCUUUGGGUAGACCUCAGUCACAUGAUGCAACAGUUAGGGAAAGCGUACUCGAACAUGUACGGUAUCUAUUGUUUGGUGAUUUUCUUCACCACAAUUAUCGCCACCUAUGGAGCGUUGAGCGAAAUUAUCGAGCACGGGGCGACCUAUAAGGAGGUCGGUUUAUUCGUCAUUGUUUUCUACUGUAUGAGCCUGCUGUUCAUCAUCUGCAACGAGGCCCAUCAUGCCUCCAAAAGGGUGGGUCUCAAGUUUCAGGAACGGCUGCUUAACGUUAACUUGUCCGCCGUGGAUAAGGCAACACAGAAAGAGGUGGAAAUGUUUUUGGUUGCAAUCGACAAAAAUCCACCGACUAUGAAUCUGGAUGGGUAUGCCACCAUCAACCGGGGACUCAUAACUUCGAAUUUGUCUUUUAUGGCUACCUACCUGGUCGUCUUGAUGCAGUUCAAGCUAACUCUCUUGAGGCAAAGUGCCAAAAAGGCUCUAUUCACAGCAUUAGCUGCCAAUAUGACUCAAACCAAGGCAGCGCCCUAGAAGCUCCGGAACCGGAUAAAAACGUUAUGAUAGAGUGAAUCAAAAAUCUCAUUCUUUCUCUCAAUAAAUUUUUCAAAAUAGA
Wyeomyia smithii (pitcher-plant mosquito) is the source of this 1842-nucleotide messenger RNA. It is a transcript of the gene Gr21a, whose product is annotated as gustatory and odorant receptor 22. Gene Ontology annotation, cellular component: membrane; neuronal cell body; axon. The coding region runs from base 375 to 1760 and encodes 461 amino acids. NCBI's taxonomy places the organism in Eukaryota, Metazoa, Arthropoda, Insecta, Diptera, Culicidae. The record is from RefSeq and is a predicted model, not a curated record. Gene Ontology annotation, biological process: sensory perception of taste. The transcript is spliced from 8 exons.